This is a messenger RNA of Mya arenaria, 9186 nucleotides long. RefSeq names its product sterile alpha motif domain-containing protein 9-like. The coding region runs from base 190 to 6099 and encodes 1969 amino acids. The record is from RefSeq and is a predicted model, not a curated record. Gene Ontology annotation, cellular component: cytoplasm. Lineage: Eukaryota; Metazoa; Mollusca; Bivalvia; Myida; Myidae. The transcript has 9 exons.
UAAUCGCAUGUUCAGACACAUUUUUCUUCUUGUGUAUCAGUAUAACACAGUUGUUUAGUCAGAAUGUAUUUUCCUUCAAAACACUUUUUUGAAAACACUAACUAUGCAGUAUAUAUUGAACACGUUUUGUACUGUAGUUCUUUUGUGUUAAUUUUGUGUGAGGUUUAAAGCAACAAAUUCAAAAUCAUAAUGGCAUUGUCAAUGGUACCCCCUUUAUAUGGGACACCUAAUACUGUAAAUGCCAGACAUUACCACAGAUUGCUUGAUCUACACGACUGCGCAGCAGAAACUCUACGAAAGUAUCUCGAACAAGAAAUUACUAACCAAGGAUCAACCCUUCAAGUAUUUUUAAAACAAGACAAAGUUAAACACAAGAUUGAAAGCAAUUCUCUUUUCCCAGCGCAAAAAGACAUACUUUCUAGUGAGAAUCCGUCUUACGAAUCAUUAGACAUUUCCCUUUUAUCCAUUUUGAUUUUAGAAGUUUGCAGCCCUGUUGAAGUUGUUUCUCAAUCUGUAAGACAGCUUAGAAAACAGAGAAAUGAAUUAUCACAUAAUGUUAAAGGGGAGGUCAAUGGAAGCCAGCCGUUUAAUGUGGCUAGUCAAGAAAUAUUGAAAAUUUCCGCGGAAAUAGGAGACGAUUUCAAGGACAAAAUGUUGCGACAGAUGCACGAUAUUCGAAAUCGAGAAAUGGUGCGGACACACACGAACUUGGAACAAAUCGUGAUAAAUGGCGAAUACUUUAUGGUUAAGCUAGUUGAAUCUUCGCCAAAUGAACAAGAAAGCCAAACUGCCAUAGAAACGAGAAUAAAACUCAAUUUGUCACGAUGGAUACGACAGCUUUCACGAAUGGACAAAUUGAGUAUAUUUCUUCAAAGUUUGAAAGAUGCGGGUGUUAUAAGUGAAACACAGAAGUUGACAAUCGAGACAGAGUUCCAGAAUUGCAGCCAAAUGCAAAUGCUUGUUUUGUUCGUUCAGAAUGAAACCAAAGCAAAUCUAUUUAAAUUCUGUAAGGUCUUGAGAUCAAUUCAUCCAUUGUUGGCAAACUUGAUUGAGGGGACCGACACAGAUGGCAUUGACAUUGAUGAAUAUCUUGACCGCGAUGAAACCUUAGAAAUCGAACAAAUCCUUCGAUCUUCCUUAACGAGUUGCAUUGGUGCUACAGUUACGUGUGAGAAAAUCCAUGUCAUCGUUGAAGACAAAAUGAAAUCGAGCAUUUGUUUCGACAAAGUGAAAACGUGUCUGCUUAACAUGUUUAAACAAGCUACAUACACCACGAAAGAAAAAUGUUUUGUUGGCGUUCAGGAAACUUCACAAUUUGUCUGUUCUUCAGAAAAAUCAGAAAACUCUUCAGCGUCAAAAGAGAUUUCUUCCAUGCCGAUUGAAGAUUUUGCUAAGGAAAUGGGGGAGCGAAUGGGAAGAUUGAAACCAGAAUUAAAAGGUUUGUUUCGGGAUGCAGUUUUUAGUGAGGCAAUUUUACCUCAAAUAUUUGUUAGUAUGCCUCCUGAAGAUUUAGAAAAAGUGUUUGGAAGCUAUCUAGGAGACAUCAAGUUUGGAUAUGGUAUACAACACGAGUUAAAGUCUUUUCAAAAGCAAAUACAAGACCAGCUUGCAACAUCUCCGCCAUUUAUGUCGAAGGUAGUAUCUUUAAGAAAGUUUGAUACACCUGCAUCUAGCGAAGUCAAGUACCGAAAAGGAACAGCCAGACCAGCUCAUGGAAAUAUUUUGGUGCCAGUUCACGAAUUCCGAGCAACUAUGAAUGCAUCAAAACAUUCAAUAGCAAGAGAAGUAUUGCGGUUCGUGGCUGCUUGUAUGAAUUCAAGAAAAAAUGGAACAAUUCAUUUCGGAAUCAAAGACAACGGAGAUGGAUGUGGUACAAUAGAAGGAAUUUCAAGUCUUUCUUUCACUACUAAAGAAUUAGACGUUCUCAUAGCAAGGUACAUAUCUGAAAGCUUUUGUUUGCACAGCCAGAAGGCAUUACUGUGUUUGAGACCGACUCAGGCGAUCUCGAUGAUGGAUUCAGAAAACGUUGUGCUUGAAAUCGAUGUCAUUCCGUCUUCAUAUUAUUGUCCAAAGGAAAUAUUUUCAAUUUGCUUUCCGCCAAAGGGACCAUAUGAUACUGUGUAUUUUGUUUAUGACAUGAAUCCAAGAUGCAAUAUAGUUACGAUUGAUGAAUCUAAGAUCUGUUCUGUACGGUGCAUAUAUGCAGACAGAUAUGAGGAGAGACGAACCUUGGAAAAAGAAAGUAUUUCGGAAAGUAAGAAGGACAAAUUCCUUGAAAGAACAUUGGCAAUUUCGCUUACAGGUAAAGGAAAAAAAUAUGUUACGGACGAAUAUGUUCCAAUAAUAGUCACUGGGAAAAUCGGUAGACAAAAUGAAAUUGAGUUCAGGAAGCAGUUGAAAAUGGAUCUAGCAUUCAAAUCAUCUUGUUAUAUAAUUGACAUGGAUUCAUCUUCUACAUUGAGAGCUGAUAUAGAAAAAGACACACUUAUCUUCAAUGUUAAAACUGCGGAAGACUUUUUGAAGACGGACAGACCUGAGCUACCAAACGAGCCGAUGUGGCUGUAUUGCAAUGGCUACGACGAGAAGAACUUGGGUGCGAUGAAAGUUAAAGAAUGGACAGACUGCAGAUUACCAGGAAUACAACUUGCCUUGAACAUGAUAAGGGACAAUAUUCCUAAAGAACGUGCGUUGGUUAUAUUCAUGGUUUAUCAACAGCAAACCAAAGUAGAUCCAAUUUUUGAGCUGGCCAGAGAUAUGAUGAGAUCAUCGUUUCGGCGUGAGUGCGUCGUCGUUUCAAGCAAUGAAGGCAACAUCAAAGAUAUCAAAAAUGAAAUAUCGUAUCUGGUGGAUGACCAUCAUUUUCAUACGGGCCUUUCAUGGGAAGCUAUCUCAGGCGUCGUCAAUUCAGUGUUUCGCCCUAAUCCGAACGUCGUGUGCAGGCUCCCUUGUAGCUACGGUGGACACUUUGUAGAAAUGACUACAAAGGAGAGAUCUGAAAUGAAACUUACCGACAUUGAAAUAUUGAGUGGGGAGGAAUGUCAAAAAGAAUACGAAAAAAUGACCAAAGAUGAACGUCUUAGACAUGAGCAAGAAGUACAGGAAAAUUAUUAUAAAGGGAGUGGUGUGUCAUGGUGGAACUUCUUUUAUGAUAACCAAGUUGGGAAACGCAAGGACCUUGCUUCACACCAGGAGGAUAUAUAUGACAAGUUGAAUUCAAAAGAAGGAGAAGCGUUGAUUGAAAUCCAUGAAAUAGAACACCAUCCCGGUGCAGGAGGAAGUACAUUAGGAAGACACCUAUUAUGGAAGCUAAGUCAGUUUAAGGGUGUUCCGAAAAAUUCAUUCCGCUGUUGUGUGGUGAGAAACAUAACAGAAAAGACUGUUGAACAGAUCGAGCGUUUCAGAGCGUUUAGGGAUCCGAAAGACCCGAAACCGUUUAUAGUUCUUGUUGACAACAAGGGCGAAGAUGGUGUUAUGUUGCUGCGGUCAAAGUUGCACGAGGCUGCCUACAAAACUAGCACACCGGGGAAACUGUUCUGCUUAAUCAUACUGAUUAACAGGGUGCCGAUUUCAAACGAGAAAACAGCUUCAACUUCAAAACAAAAGCGUCUUUUAAGACACAAUCUUAGUGGAAAGGAAUUACAAUGGUUUGAAAACAAAUACAAAGAGCUAGAGGACAAGAAAACUAUUGACGUUGAAACGUUGAUUGCUUUCAAUGUCAUGAGAAAAUCCUUCGACAAAACGUAUAUAAAUAAACUCACUUCAGAGAUGAUGAAAGGAGUUACUGAAACAGAAUUUGAAGUACUUAAAUGUCUGUCUGUCAUAUCGUCAUAUGAAAGCGAUCACCCCGUGCCACAAUCAGUGUUUGAUUCCUUUAUGGAGGAGCAAUCAAAUAUAGGUGCCUUAGUGCAAGCUCCAUAUGGUAUAGCUCAUUCCGUAAAAGAAUUACGGAAAAUGUCUGAGAGGAGGAAAGGCAUAUGGAAUGUCACAAUGUCUGAAGCGAUGUCGCUACUUGUAACCAAGCGCGACGAUGCUGACCUUUACAAUGGAGGAAUUUGUAUUAUAUCACAACCAUUUGCCAAGUCAAUUUUACACCACAUCAUGACAAAAACGUGCAGUUCCUUGGAAGACAUAGUUGAGCAUGUUCUUGAUGUAGUGUCGAAGCGAAAGAGUGAAGGAAAUCCAAUGUCGAAACGCUUCGUAAAAAUCGUUUGCAGCUUGUUUAAAACAAGGCAAUUUGAAGACAGCAACAAACCAGAGACAAAGCUUAAGUUUUCAGAUUUAGUUUUAGAUCUUGAGAAAGACAAAGCUUCAUUGAGCGGAUCGGAAAAGGUGCCGAAGACAAUGAAGAGGUGCUUUGAAAUUACGGAGGACGCCAUGGUGGGACAACAAUUAGCAAGGUACAAUAUUCACAUAAAUGAUUAUGCGAGUGCUGAGCGCGAAAUCAAAAGAUCGCUGGAACUGAAACCGGGGAAUUCCUACCUUCUAGACACAUACGGUCAAAUUUUCAAAUCAAAAAUGGAGUACGUGCUGGACGCGCACUCUUCUUCUGAAAAGCUUGACCAACACAGAACUGCUGAAGUGAUCAAUCUGGCGUUUGCUGCGAUCGAAAAAUUCAAAGAAGGCCAGGAAAUAGCAAAGAAACAGGAUGAUGACACAAAUAUGAGUUGUUUUUAUAUGGAGGUAAAAACAGCAGUGUUUCUUCUGGAAAAGUUUCAAAAAUUCGACAACUUUCAAAAACGAGAUGAACUUUGUAGGUUUUUGACUGAUAUGUCUUUUCCUAUCAACAAUUCAAAUUUCCUUGGAUUGAUUCAAGUUUGUCCGAGAAUAGAAGACCUUAGAAAAGAUAGUGAAUGGCAGCAACAUCUUGAAUCAUCACUUAGGUGUUUAGAAGAGACAAACUAUCAAAUCAAACGUCAUCUAUACACUGUGUAUACUGAAGAUGAAACGUUGCUUUUGAAAUUGAGAGAGCGUUUCGAACGAUUUUACGGCGCAAUAGAUGAAAGAAGCAAAUAUAAAUUCAAUUUCGGCAUUGGCCUCAAGCCAUUGAUGACAGCUGCUGAAAAGAAAUCAGCUAAGUUACAGUGUAGAGUAGAUGAGGCACGAAAAAACCUCCACGAACUUAAUCACAGUGAUGUCAGAGAUUUGUUAGUGUAUUUAGGAUACAAUAUCAUCACCUUGUCUGAUAGGUCGAGCAAGGCGAAAGGUGAGCAAUGUUCACUUGAAGAGUAUGGUCGUUUAUUAAGAUACAGUACAAGACUAGUAGAUAAGCAAAGACGAGAAAAGGCUGGACGAAAAUACCUUGAGUCUUUCCUAUACUUUGCUAUGCUCCAUUGGCCCUUACAGAAAAGGCUUGAUCUCAACGAAGAUGUUCUUUCACCUGGGGGAACAUACGAUGAUUUGAUGAAAGAAUGGGAGGAAACGUACAAAAACAACCACUUCAUUAAAACUUUAGAGCAGUCGAGAUUCAAGAAACCGAAAAAUUACUUUGCGUUGGGCAGGGGAACACCAGGCAACGAUAUAGUAGACCUUGAAUCAAUAAGAAAAAAGUGGAUGGACAGGAAGAAAGAAGAAGGUCGACAUAGGCGCCCAGUAUUUGGAGACAACUUUUGGCGGGAAGGUUUCGUUGAGGCAAGCUUAGAACGCUUGGAGGGCGUUGUUGACGGCAAUGGUUGCACAAUCAUUCACACGGUAAAGUAUCCAAACAACAGGGAGCACACGUUUAUGAUAAACACAUAUUAUCCUUGCGAUGGUUAUAGCAACAGACCGGUAACGUUCGUUCUUGGAUUCACGUGGAAAGGACCUACGGCAUUUGACGUUCGUGAGAAGGAAAUAGAGUCACAGAAGAGGGCUGUUGCUAUGGUUGAUAAUCCACAUUCAUCCAGUGUUGGAACGAUGGCAAAUGAAAAACUACAACACCACGAGCAUGCACCCACACCACGUACUGAGACAGGAGAACGACCAGCAAAAGUGGAAUGUUCGGCUGGCGCACAGGCAGUAGAACCAAGAAGUGAAGGGACUGAACUCACUACAGAAAAUGUAUCUAGCCGGCGAAAACGUAAAAACAAAAAGAAGUCUUCACAGAACACCUUUGGAAAAUAAGGCAAAGCAUGAACGACCUGCACGGGGAAAUCACACUAACAUCCAAAGGAUGUGUUUUGUAUCGUCCUCAGUAAAGACUCGAUGAGAUGUUUCAAGCUACAUGUGUUGUGAUAUGCUCCUAUUUCUCAAGUCAAGUUAAAUGUUACUGAAAUGAGUCUGAAGAAAACGGCUGUUCGUAUUGUUGAAUGCUUACAGUACAAUAAUAGAUAACCUUGACAUGUUGUUUUGUUCAAUGUUCGUCUUUUGACGUUUUGUUGAUAUGCUGUUUUUAGUAGUUAUCAUAAAAGUGAUUAUGCACAUUGAUUUACAAUUAUAUUUUGUAAACUUGAAUGUUAUGAAAUCAACAAUUAUGUUUUAUCAAGUAUUUAAGUUCGGAUAAGGAUAAGUUACUGCUCCUUUGUCUGACCUUGGCAAACAUAACUGGUUUUAUUUAUCAAAUUUUAUGAUAUGUGUUUAUACUUUAUUAGGAAUAAUAAAAAGCGGUAGAAUACGAUUUGAAAAGCCAACUGUUUGCUAUAUAAUAUAUUAAUAACUGUAUUCUAUAUGAAACGUAAACGAAAGCAGUGCUGGAGAAAACAAUUAGUGAACUUAUUUCAGGUACAAUGCCAUUUGACUAUAUCGGCAUGUUUUUCCAAUAUAUAUGCAAAAAGCUACAGAAACAUGCUCAGUAGCAAAAAGUUUAAACAUAAGCCCGGUUUAGUGGCACUGGGCAAACGCCAAAGACAUAGAACACAAAAUCAUAAACAAGAAACAUAGAACAGCACAAAACUCCACAAACAGCACAGUGCAUAAAUACUAUAUAUAUAUAUAUAUAUAUAUAUAUAUAUAUAUAAAUAAUUGAUAUAUUACUAAUAUAUUAAUUGAUAAAUUUACUGGGGGUUUAAACCAAUUUAUGUGCAAAAACUACCGAUCACAGUCUGUACAACUGGAAAUAAUGACACGAUUAAAUGUAAAUGCUAAUUUAGUAUUAUUAUUAGUUUGAUUAGUAUUGAUGAUAAAUAGACAUAAGAUAAAACAUAACAUGUUCUGUAGCAAUAUAAAGUACCUCUUGACCACCAAAAGUAAAUGUUUUCACAUCAUUCCUUUGUGUCUAUUUUGUAUGUCAUAAAUGAACAAGUAUAUAAGUCUAAUUCAGCGAUGAUAACGCCGUCACAAUUGUAUAAUGGUUUGGCGAUGAACCGCAUUUCCAGCUGUUAUGUUGGAUUUCAGAUUUCGGUAACCAAUUGUUCAUAGUUAUCCUAGGUGUGUAUUUCCAAGUACGUGUCGCCUUAUUUGUCUAUAGGUCAUUCUUUUAACUGUACUCUAAUGCUUUUUAUGAAUUGUUUAUGGCAGUACUGUUCAGGGGUGACAUUUGAUUGCUGUAUCAAAACAUAUUUACGGUUAGAUUCUAGCUUUUUCAUCAAUUUAAAUUGUGCAUUAUGAUUCUAGUCAUAGAAAGGUCCAAUUUAUAUAGAGUAUGGAAAUCGGGUUUUACUAUUCUCAAUGAUAGUAAAAUGUGUAUGAUUGGUUAAAGUUGGCGCAAUAUGCAAAUUAAAUUGUUUUACAUUUAUAACAAUAAGUGUAAUGUAUUAUUAUUUAUUUAAAUAUUCAUGUAGAUGUUUUUUGUACUAAUAUCAGGUACAUUAUGACUAAUUUCACUACGUAUGCAUGUGUGUUGCUUGUCGCAUGCUCCAAAAAAUCAGUAGUCGUCUUUUAUUUUAAAAUUAAAAUUAAACAGUUUUUCAGGCAUAUCCGCAUUUAUUUAUUUCGACUAUGUUUAAUUUCCCUUCCUUAUCAACAUAACGAUAAUUUAAUUUAAGUAAAGCAAUGUCAGUAAUUUUGUUGGCACCAUUCACAUAACAUUCUUAUUUAAUUAUUAAAAAUAUCCUUAUUUUUGUUGAUCAUUUUUAGGUGUCAUUUUUACGUAUAUCAAGUGCAAAAUACAAAUUCGUUUGAACAAAAAAUGAUGAUCACCAUAAUAUUGUAAUAUACUUGUGGUAGGUACAUAAAUUUUAAUAUAUAGUAUGGCAUACAUAUCGAUGCAUCUAGAUGUUGUUUUUAACAAUCGUUUGGACCAAUAUCGCAAUCAGAAACCAAAAAUUUGUUCUUUGUUCUUAAAAUACCAAUGAAUGGAAUUUUCAUAUUUGUUUUUGUAUGUGAUUUUAACAACAUGCAGUGCAUGCGUUUAUUAUAAAUUGCAUAUACCUUCAAGAUAAUGUGUUAUCGUCGAGAAUAUUUUCUUACCAUAAGGCAUUCAUUAUACAUUUCAUAUAAAGGAUAUGACAGGUAUUGCCAUGGCAAUGUCUUCUUCAGUUUACUGUGAUAAGUGGCUGCUUAUAUUUUUCAUGACAGAAAAAUAAUAAGUAUGCAUGACAGAUGUAUUAAAUGUCUUGUUGAAGAAAUUAUAUAAUUUUAUCUUUUUUAAAAAAACAGCUACAUCUAUGUAUUUGGCAUAGUGUGAUGUUUUGUUGUUAUUAAGUGAGUUAUAUUUUUCUCACUACUUGUUAUAAAGUUUUUAUUGUGCAUUUUACAUACUACAAAGCCAACGUUUUAAAAUUUCUCCUUUAUUUUCAAUAAUUUCAUAAAAUGUUGAAUAAUCGUUGUUGGGAUCCCGAAGCUGGCAUUCAGAGAAUAUUUCAUUUUUGUUUUUAAAUUUGACCUUUAAGCAAACCGUUGUUUAGGAUAGGGUAUUUUUCAAUCAAUAAUGAUUUGGUUCUUCAAUAUGCAAUAAUUAAGUGUCAAAUAUCCUAACUCAGAUACCCUAAGACUUUUAAUAAAUAUGGUUUGAAUAAGUAUAAUCCUUAUUUUCUGUGUUCAAAAUGGAUACUGUACAAUAUGACAUUCCAUAUCCAAAAGACUUUCAAUUGAAUUUUAAAGAUCAAUGAUUUGCACACAAAAAAAAACUGAUUUUGUUUUGGCAAAAUGAAUUGAGAUCUGGUUUGAAACAUUUCUUGGAAUUUCAAUUUUAAAAGCAAACAGUUUUUUAUCAUUGGUUCUAUUGUACGUGAAUCACAGAUUGUUUACGAUUUAUAUGUUGUAACAGUUGUUUGUUGUUAUUAAACUAUUGCCUGUUAAAUGAAAACCGAAAUACAGUAGAUUAAAAAAUGA